UGAAGAUUUGACAUAUUAGGGGCAACAGAGAUGUUCCAGACAGCGUUUCUUACUCGAAAGCGUCGGCGACCUGACAUCAACUUCACUCAGGUUCACGAAGAGGUGAAGUUUAGAGAUGUGACGCUGUACCUGGUGGAGAAGAGGAUGGGGAAGAGCAGGAGGAAUUUUCUCACUAAUCUCGCCAGGUCAAAAGGUUUCCUCGUAGAGAACAUGCUCAGCGGUCAUGUGACUCAUGUGGUGUCGGAGGGGAACGCGCCGCAGGACCUCUGGAACUGGCUGGAGGAGCAGAACCUCAGAGAACCUCACAACAAACACGUGCUGAACAUCAGCUGGUUCACAGAGAGCAUGAGCGCUGGAGAACCCGUGCCACUCGAAAUGAGACAUUACAUACUAAAUCCUGCUGCAGAACAAAAGUUGUCUCUAUGUCCAUCAUCCAAUGUGAUGUCCACUGUGUCCCCGUAUGCUUGCCAGAGACGCACAACAAUAGAGAACCAUAACAAAGUCUUUACAGACGCGCUGGAGGUGAUAGCGGAGAGCUCAGAGUUCAGUGGGAAUCAGGGAUCGUGUCUGGCGUUCCGCAGAGCGGCGUCCGUGCUCAAGAGUCUCCCCGUCGCCCUGAAACGCACAGAGGACACGCAACACCUGCCUGGCCUGGGAGAACACAGCAAGGCCAUCAUAGAGGAGAUCUUUGAAUGUGGAGCAUCGCUCAAAGCUCAAGAGAUACUAAGGGAUGAGAGGUAUAGAACAAUGAAGUUGUUCAGCAGUGUCUUUGGUGUUGGACCUAAAACAGCAGAGAACUGGUACUGUAGAGGACUUCGCACAUUUGAAGAUGUCUUGACUGAGCCCAUGAUCAAACUGAACCGGAUGCAGACUGCAGGGUUCAUGUUCUAUGAAGACAUCAGUAAACCUGUGAGCAGGCCAGAGGCCAAUGCACUGAAGACUAUUGUAGAGGAAGCUGUUACCUGUGUCAACUCAUCUGCCAGUGUUAAUGUUAUUGGCGGCUUCCGCAGGGGGAAGGAGUUCGGUCAUGAUGUGGAUUUUAUCAUCAGAGCGCCUGAACCCGGACAAGAGGAUGGACUUUUACCCGCCGUGAUCGACAGAUUUAAAAGUCAGAACAUUCUGCUUUACUCCGACUUCCAUGAGUCGACCUUUGACCUCAGGCUGUUGCCCAGCCGUCGGUUUGAGGCGAUGGAUCAUUUCCAGAAGUGCUUCCUGAUAUUGAAGCUGAAGAGAGAUCAGGUGACUGACAUCAGAGGCAGCGAUGAGGUCAGAAAGCACGGUCAGUGCCGGGACUGGAGGGCCGUGCGAGUUGACCUGGUGGCCCCUCCGAUUGAGCGCUAUGCGUACGCUUUGCUGGGGUGGACGGGAUCCACGCUGUUUGAGAGAGAUCUGAGACGAUUCGCCAGACUGGAGAGAGGAAAACUACUGGACAAUCACGCGCUGUAUGACAAAGCAACGAACACCUUCUUGCCUGCGGACACAGAGGAGGAUAUCUUUGCUCAUUUGGGUUUGGAGUACAUUGAGCCUUUGCAAAGAAAUGCCUAGAUUUCAUGUGUCCUUCUGCGCUGUAAAUCUUCUGAUGAUCUGCUGUUCAACACAUCAGCGAUGGUGACACUUUCCCACUGAAACGGCUGCGAUCGCAUCAGCCAACAUGAGAGUUACAGACAGUUCUUGCAUGUUUGCUUUCCUUUUAAAAUCUGCAAACUGUAUAUGGGUCACCCAA
Molecule: messenger RNA, 1723 nt
Organism: Xyrauchen texanus (razorback sucker)
Lineage: Eukaryota; Metazoa; Chordata; Actinopteri; Cypriniformes; Catostomidae
Product: DNA nucleotidylexotransferase-like
Exons: 11
Coding region: 31-1545 (504 amino acids)
Biological process (GO): double-strand break repair via nonhomologous end joining
Cellular component (GO): nucleus
Molecular function (GO): DNA-directed DNA polymerase activity; DNA binding; DNA nucleotidylexotransferase activity
Source: RefSeq, a predicted model, not a curated record